AAUAAAAUUCUUUGCAGCUCGAGAGAAAAUGGACGCACCCUAUUUGCCAGACGACUCCGGAAACUUCAGCUUCACCAGCGACGAUGGAAGCUCCACGGGGGGCGAUGCUGGGCCGAAACAGGAGCCGGAAUCCAUGUUUCUUGUGCGCCAGGAGCUACUGAGAUCCCGCAGCGAAGUUGAGCGUCUCCUGAAGUCGGAACAAUGGUACAAACAGGAGCUAAAGUCGCAAAAACACAGCCGGCUGGAGACUCUGGAGCGCCUGUACGCCCAGGAGCGAAAAUAUCUGGUGGAAAAUCAGAGGCUGCAACAGGAGGCCACCCGUCUAAAUGCAAAAUGUGCCACGCUGGAAAAUCAGCAAGAACAGGGACAGCCCAGGUCCCCAAGUAUAUCUGUGCCCAACACGAAUGACUCAGAUUCUACAGAUGGCGCUUCUUUUGAAGCGAAACAGCAAGAAGCGCGUCUCCGGGAUCAGCGCCAACUGAUAGACGUCCUGCGAAAGCAGAAGAAGAUGCUUCUGGAGGACAUACAAAGGCUAAGUCUCGAGCACGACGAGAAGCUGAUACAAUUGCAGCAAACCUUGGCGGGAAUGGAACUGGAGAGCAAACACAUGACCGGAAAAUGCAAGCAGUUGCUGGAGGAAAAGAGCCAAAUGGAGCAUCAAUUGGCGCUGAGAAGCACCGCCUUGCGAGGUGUCACCGCCGAACGAGAACAACUCCGCCAGGUCAUUGCCGAGCUAAAUGAAACGCUGCAAACCCAAGAACAUCUGCUGGCCCUCAAGGAGCAAGAGUUCCUCGAUUUGAAGCAGUACUACCAGCAAAAGUUAUCCCGGGAGAGCAGCGUAGAUCUGAUGCACUCGUAUAGCCUCAAAUUUCACGAGGAGAUCAACAGCAAGACAAGUGAAAUAGCCAGUUUAAAGAACUCCCUCAACGAGCUUCAGGCGGAGUUGGUUAUGAUGUCUCAGCUGAAGGAACAGAACGAGGAACAGCAACGUCAAUUAGAGCAGCUAGAAUUUACAUUGCAAGCUCAGCUUCUGGAGCAGGAGCAACUACGGCAAAGCGAUGCGCUUAAACUGGAGCAGGUGGAAAAUUUAAGUCAGUCUAUAGUUUCAUUAGAGCUGGAAAAGGAAACUCUUAAAGAAAAUCUUCAAGCGGCCCAACGUAAAAUUACGAAAUUGGAAAAAGAAGUCCAAAGACUUCAUCAUCAAUAUACGGAGAUGAGGACUUUAUGCGAAGAAAUUAAAGAGCAACUGAAAAGUGAGAAAAAAUCCAUGGCAGAACUCCAAGAAAAGGGCUCUAUUAAAGAAAACGAGCUAUUAAACAAGCUGAAAGAAUAUUCGGAUCAGUGUAGUCAACUUAGAGAGACAUUAUCCGUAGUAGAGUCUCAAAUAAGUGACCACAACAAGCAGGCAGAGGUUUGGCAGAAUAAGAUAAAAAUAAUGGAGGACUCCAAGCAUCAACAGGAAAAGAGGAACUUCCAAAAUCAAGCCAUCCAAACUGACGGUGAUGAUCCCAUUCUACUCCAACGGAUUGAGGUUUUGGAAAAGCAGCUAUCCGAUGUCAAGGCCCAAAAACAGCAAACUGUUGCCCUGCUCCAGAAACUACUCCAGCAACAGGAUGCCAAAAUCAAGAGCACCAAUGAAAUGGAGGCCGACUGGCUGCAGCUUCUCGAAACCCUACAAGCCACUCAAAAACUAGAGCAGGACAUGCGCUUGGAACUUCAGCAGAAGACCGUGGAACUGGAGCAACUAAACGAACUCUUUGCUGACCAAAAUGAGGAGCUGCUAAAACUUCAGAAGUUGAGUCUAGCCAAGGACGUAGAAAAUAGGUUGGAACUGCAGCUAUUAAAGGAAACAUUCCAGGAGAAUCAGGAGAUCCACUCCACUGAUUCUAUGAACAUACAAAGGCUACAGAGUCAAGUCAAGACAUUGCUUGAUGAGCGAGAGGAAAACGCGCGGCAGGAGCACAGGGCGGUAGACUGCCUCAGGUCACUGGCCCAAGUGCUCGAGGUGGAAACGGGUAGGCGGCUGCAGAACAUCAAGUGUUGGCCCCAACUAGCCAAACUUUUGCGCAAGGAACUGCGAAGUGGAAGAGUCCACCACCGCAAGGCCGAGGAGUUGCCUGGACUCAAGCUAAAGCUGGCAGAAGUUAGUGGCAAGCACGAGCAGGCUAUGGCCAGGAUUAAGCUUUUGGAGCAAACUCUAGCUGCAGAGCGUCUGCGUUUUGAGGCCUCCGACUCUGGAAAGUCAACAGCGAGCACCACACCGCUAGAGCCCGCACAUGAGGUUGCUAAUCUAAUUGACGACUACAAGAAGCUCGUCCAACAAACCGCAAGGGAGACGGGACGCCCACGAAACAGCCACAUCCUGGAGCUGAUCGAACGUAGUCAACGGUGCCAUCCAAAUUUGUGCCAAUUAAGCGAAGGUGUCCUCGCCUGUCGCUCCGAUGUAGAGCAGCUGAACAAGCUGCUUUCCGCCGCUCAGAGGGGUACUGGGGUCAUGCCCUCCCUGAUGGAAGAACUCCGCGCUGUAACCGAACAUUCUUAGUGUGUUUGUUGUGAGGCCUAGCUUCCAUUUUCACAAAUUUGUCUAGAAGUACUUAAUAUGUUCUGUCUCGAAUUUGUUUAUUUCCAUUUUGUGUUCCAAAGGUGCAAUCUUUGAGUCUAAAUUUG
This is a messenger RNA of Drosophila bipectinata, 2667 nucleotides long. Its product is annotated as early endosome antigen 1. NCBI's taxonomy places the organism in Eukaryota, Metazoa, Arthropoda, Insecta, Diptera, Drosophilidae. The record is from RefSeq and is a predicted model, not a curated record.